ACGAUACAUCAUGGGGUCAAGAAAGAGAAGUCAUCCUUGAGCGUGUUCAAAAUAAAUCGUUUGGAAUCAGCAUCGUUGGUGGAAAGGUUAAUGUUUCCGGCGAUUCACUUGUGUCGGGGAUUUUCAUAAAGAACAUUAUUGUGGGAAGCUCUGCAGAUAAAUGUAGCUUACUGAAGAUUGGAGAUAGGAUUUUAGCUGUUGAUGGUGUUGACAUUAGAAAUUCAUCGCACGAAUUGGCUGUAAAGACGAUAAAAAACGCCAGCGAUAAAAUGACGCUGCUGGUCCAAAGUUUAAACGCUG
Molecule: messenger RNA, 300 nt
Organism: Clunio marinus
Lineage: Eukaryota; Metazoa; Arthropoda; Insecta; Diptera; Chironomidae
Source: the annotation of a GenBank genome assembly